Messenger RNA from Tachysurus vachellii, 2233 nucleotides. RefSeq lists its product as uncharacterized. Lineage: Eukaryota; Metazoa; Chordata; Actinopteri; Siluriformes; Bagridae. The coding region runs from base 114 to 1463 and encodes 449 amino acids. The record is from RefSeq and is a predicted model, not a curated record. The transcript is spliced from 10 exons.
UGCAGUUAUCCAGUCUGACUGGAUUGUUUUAAGUGACACGAGGUAUAUUUCUGGCGACAGGGUCCAUUUGUUUGUUUGUUUGAUUAACAAUUUCGCAUUGAAUUCUUUGAAAAAUGCAAACCUUCUGGAUUCUGCUCUUGGCUGUUCAAAUUAUGUACGCCUGUGCUGAUUUUAUGUCUAAGACAUAUUAUGAACAACGGAUGUAUGGUGAACAGCUGAUUAUCAGACUGUCGUCUGGGGCUGAGAAGUUGCAAUUUACCUAUAUGGAUGAAAUCGAGCAGGAGAUCCUUUGGUCCAGAUCUACCAAAGCUAAAAGGGGAGUAGUAACAGGAAGAAAUGAUGACAGGAAAUUUGUAAUUGCAUCGGUCACAUUCAAUGAUGAAGGAACCUACACUGUGCUGAACUACUGGAACAAAAAGUCAUCCAUCUAUUUCUUGAAGGUUAUCACUAAAACAAGUUCACAGGAUUGUGUGGCUGGAGAGUCCUUAAGCAUUUAUCUUCUUGGUCUUCCGAAGAUUGAUGCCACGCUACAUUUUUCAAACCAAGAUGUAAACCUUACUCUGGUGGAGAGUGGCUCACCUGUGGGCAACUUGCAUCCUGACUACAUGGGACGUGUCAAGGUGACUAGCAGCAGCAUUGAGUUGCUCACUGUCAAUGUGUCAGAUGUGGGCAACUACACACUCCGUGAUCGUCUAAAUCGCAAAGUCAGGAUUGUAUCUAUGAACUUGGUUGAUUCUCAUCCAGGGUCAAAUGCAGGUCCUCUAGCUGCUCUGCUGCUGUUACUCGGUAUUCCACCCUGUAUUUGCUGCUGCUGUAGAAAGAGGAUUUGUAAAAAGACCAGCCAACACACCACCAACACCAACACAACCACCACUGUGAAGUACGACAACCAAAUUAAUCCACCAGGACCUCCACCAGCCUACGAUAGUCCUGCAGUUUCUGCUGGAUCAACACCGGCCUAUCCUCCUGGUUACCCUGCUGUUGGUGAGAGUACUGUUCAUCCUCCUCCCAAUCCCGCAUUUCCUCCUCAACCACCCUACAGUGGAUCACCUGCUAUGCCCCCUAACCCUGGCCAUGCUCCUGGUUACCCUCCUGUAGGUGAGGGUACUGUUUAUCCUCCUCCCAAUCCCGCAUUUCCUCCUCAACCACCCCACAGUGGAUAUCCUGCCACAUCACCUGCUAUGCCCCCUAACCCUAAUCCCCUUUACCCUCCUGGAUCUGGCUUUCCACCAGCUCAGCCUCCUCAGUGGAGUGAUGCUCCCAGUAACCAACCUCCUCCGGCUGGUUUUGCUCCAGUGAUGUAUAACGCUCCUUCCGUCAAUGAGCCAGUCAAAGGAGAAAUACUGCCUACAACACCACUACUUACACCUCCACAGCCCGAGGUGGCACAGCAUCCAGCCCCAGACUCUGCCAUUCAAUUUAGCAUCAACCAGGGAAAUAACUCAAGCUCCAACUUCCUGUAGGUUCUCCUCCCUCUUGGCUAUUUUAUAAACAAUUAAAAGAUGCAGUAGUUUUCAAAAAUGUGAAUGGCACUGACACAUAUGUUCAUAACUUGAAAGACAGCAAUUUGAUUUUUAAUGGAUGUGUUCAUGGUGUAAUGAACUGGUUUUAACUAUAGAAAAAUUAAGGGCUAUUGUAGAUUAAUGAAAUACAAAACUUUAUUUUUAAUUGCCUAAUACUAUGUUUUGUACUUGGUGUACUGUGUUCAUAUCAUUUUAGAGAAAUAAAUAAUAAAAUGUUACAAUUUUACCUUAUUUUUUAAAGAAUCUGUAAAGAAUGAAUUAUACUAUUGAAUUUCAGUGUCUGUACAUACUGGUUUCUCUCUUGUUUUUUAAUCUCUAAUGUGUAGAUAAAGAAUGUACUAUACAAUAGGUUGCACUAAUGAAAAAUAUUGAGUUUGAGGGUGAAGGGAGGAAAUGCAUGUAUGGAGUUUGUGCAAGAUGGAAUCAGAUUGAGGUUAGGUAUAAAUGUUUUAUAUUAUCAAAUAAAGACUUAAAUGCAUUUAGAAAUAAGAUUUUCUUAUCCUUUAGAAUAGAAGUGUGUGAAUUACCCAACAAAACCAUAUUCAAUUAGCCUGUAUGGCGUUUCAUACCUACUAAAUAUUACACAGCCCUGAUAUCCAUGCUCAAUAAUACACUUUAUAUUAAUUAACUACAUUUAAGUGUCAAAUCUAAGGCUUGACAAAAAAUGUUAAUGGUGAUGAUAGAUUAUUAAAUAUGCUGACAUUAGAAAA